This is a messenger RNA of Thyridium curvatum, 393 nucleotides long. RefSeq lists its product as uncharacterized. The coding region runs from base 1 to 393 and encodes 130 amino acids. The transcript has 2 exons. Gene Ontology annotation, cellular component: mitochondrion. NCBI's taxonomy places the organism in Eukaryota, Fungi, Ascomycota, Sordariomycetes, Thyridiales, Thyridiaceae. The record is from RefSeq and is a predicted model, not a curated record. Gene Ontology annotation, biological process: mitochondrial respiratory chain complex IV assembly.
AUGCCUUCCUCGUGCAAGGAGAUCAGGGCAGCGCUGGCGCAGUGCCUGCAAGAGUCCGAGUGCGUCAUGGUGCAGCGCCACAGUGCGGCCGACUGCCUGCGGCCGCCGCUGGUCGACGAGCUGCCGCUCAAGUGCCAGCAGCUCAAGAAGGGCUUCGCCGAGUGCCGCCGGGGCAUGAUCGACAUGCGCAAGCGCUUCCGCGGCAACCAGCCCGUCACCUACAAGUCCCUCGAGCAGAGCGAGUCCGGCACGGGCUACCAGCUGUACGCGGGGCGGUCGGCCUUUGCGGGCGGCGUCAAGCCCACGAGCGGCACGGAGAAGGAGGAGCCCGACUGGCGCGAGGUCGAGAACCAGAAGUACCGGGAGCAGCAGCAGCUGGAGAAGAAGGCGUGA